AGACGGUGAAGACAUAAAGGCCGCAGGCCUUGGUUUCGUCGUGCGCGCUACGUACUCAAAUAACUCGCAAAGGCCUAUAAAGCCCAUGGCUGAAACAAUCAUCCUUUCAUUGGCCCGACAAUAGAACCACUCCUCCUUCCCGAGCCCAUCGGCGGCGCCUCUCCUUCAGCCGGCAGCCACGAGACAACGGAAGGGGCCAGCCAUGGCGACGGCGGAGAACAAGAGGCCACGGAGCAGCGGCGGCGGCGUGGAGAGGCCGCUCAGUAGGAAGGAGAUAUUGGUGAGGAAGAAGGCCAUCAAAGAACUUAUAAGGAAAGCUGUAGCUGAGAAGGAUCAUCUUGCGCACUUCCCAGAUUUUCAUAAAUACGAGAGAAGCGGACGCCUACUGUUUGUUUCCUGGAUUCAGCUUUGGAAAUUCAACAAAAGAAAAUUGAAUGCAUCAUUAGGCCUUAGCAAUUGUUUUUCGAUCUACUUGGAGUCUGGGCAUGGCAAUCAGCUUCCAGUGCCAACGAGGAAGUACAUCCAAAAUCUUCUCAAGGCUAACAUGAAGGGAACUUAUGGAUCAGAAUGGCCUUCAGAAGAGAAAAUUAAGCGCCGGGAAAUGGUUGCCCCAGAAGCACGAUAUAUCCUGAUCUGCCAAUAUGCAGACAGUGAUAUUGCCAAAUGUUUCAUGAAGCAAGAUUCAGGGGUGGAAUGUGCACAUGUGACAUGCCGUGGAGGCCGCUUGCUUGGUUUUGUACACUACAGAUUUGUUGUUGAAGAGGAUGUUCCUGUUCUUUAUGUGUAUGAGCUACAAUUGGAGUCUUCUGUCCAAGGGAAGGGGCUGGGGAAGUUCCUAAUGCAGUUGAUUGAACUUAUAGCUUGCAAGAGCCAAAUGGGGGCCGUGAUGCUAACAGUUCAAAAAUCUAAUACAGAUGCUAUGGCUUUCUACAACAAUUUGGGAUAUGUAAUAUCCAGUACCUCGCCAUCACAAGUGGAUCCAUUGGUAUUACUUUACCAAGAAAUAGUCUCCACAAGAACAAGAUAUUCGUAUGUUGACUCCUUCAUUUCUCACAGAUUGGAAUUCAUAGAAGCUAUGAGAUCUUGUGCAAGACAUUUGAAUCUGAAGCCAAGUGCAAAUUGGAGGAAGGCAACUAAUGCACGGGGGAACACAAUACGACUGUGGUUCUACCUCUAUCUAUGGUUGCAUAACAAGCUCUGGCGCGAUGCAGCAGCCCAUGUUUGUGUGAUUUAUUUGGAGUAGUACAGGAUGUUUGGUUUUAUAUCUUUCAGAGCCAAGGUUUGCCGUACCAAACUUGUGAAUAUUUGUUCCAUUGGCAACUUUGAUCAUAUUUGCCUACCAUUAAUUAGGUUUGAUGGCAAAAA
Messenger RNA from Aegilops tauschii subsp. strangulata, 1365 nucleotides. The record is from RefSeq and is a predicted model, not a curated record. NCBI's taxonomy places the organism in Eukaryota, Viridiplantae, Streptophyta, Magnoliopsida, Poales, Poaceae.